Messenger RNA from Neurospora tetraspora, 663 nucleotides. RefSeq lists its product as uncharacterized. The record is from RefSeq and is a predicted model, not a curated record. The transcript is spliced from 10 exons. NCBI's taxonomy places the organism in Eukaryota, Fungi, Ascomycota, Sordariomycetes, Sordariales, Sordariaceae. Bases 1 to 663 code for a protein of 220 amino acids.
AUGGUUCGCGAGGGUGUUGGAAUAAGGAUUGAGAAUUAUAACGAUGAUUGUUAUAACGAGGAAGUUUGUAACGACGACGACGAUUGCGACGAAACUUUCUUGGAUAAUAAGGAGGGCGGAAACGGCGACGGAGAAGGAGGCUCUAGCUCUCUAGAUCCCGACCCUGGGGAUAAAAAGCCGAUUCCUAAGCGUAAAUUUAUCAAUCCUAUUAUUAAAAAUAAUGCUAUAUCUUUUAAUAAGGAUUUUUAUCUAAAUAAAGAACGAUUUCGCGGUAAGUCUACGAUCCUUCUUGAAAACUUUAAAACCUUCGACGCCUAUUUAAUUAAGUAUAAGGUUACUAACGAUUGGAAGUGGAAGAUAGAGGAAUUCGCUAAGUUAUUUAUCCGCGACUCUAUUCUUAACAAGGACGUUAAAUUCAAAAUUAUUUACGAUUGGGUCCCCGCUUUAGCCGACCGAUAUAGCGCGCCCGCUAUUAACCCCGCUAUAGUCUAUAAAGGAAUAAUUAAAAAUAAGAAUAAGGGAAAGGUUAAAAAAAUAGUACUUCCUAGUAUUGAAAAGGAUGUUAACGAAGUUCUUUUUAGGGUUUCUACCUGCUUUUCGACUUUACCCCCUAAAGACCCUAAUAACGGAAAGCGUUCUAAUUCCUGCUGUAGUAUUAAGUAA